Messenger RNA from Monoraphidium neglectum, 921 nucleotides. RefSeq lists its product as hypothetical. Bases 1 to 921 code for a protein of 306 amino acids. The record is from RefSeq and is a predicted model, not a curated record. NCBI's taxonomy places the organism in Eukaryota, Viridiplantae, Chlorophyta, Chlorophyceae, Sphaeropleales, Selenastraceae. The transcript has 8 exons.
AUGGAGGCGGAGGCGCGAACCAGGGCUCACUCUUUGUGUAUGCCCAACGGCAUGAACAUCAAGCACAUGGGGUCUGAUGAAGAGAUCAUGAUGGUGUACAACGAGCACUUUGAGGAGCGCCAGUACGUCCAAAACGGGAUCGAGCUGCGCAAGGGUGACACCGUCGUCGACGUCGGCGCGCACGUGGGCCUGUUUUCAAUCUACGUGGCGCGCGCCGUCGGCGCCGCCGGGCGCGUUCUCGCCGUGGAGCCCGCGCCAGACACGUUUGCCUGCUGCACCCAAAACACCAGACCUGCGGUGGCCACCAGCGGCGGCAAGAUCGAAGCGGGGCCCAUCGAUGUUGUCAACGUGGCCUGUGGCGAUGGUAGCGUGGACACGCUAACGCUGACUGUUUACAACAGGGCGACGCUGAUGAACACUGUGGCGGCCAGCGGCCGGCAGGAGCAGCUCAUGUCGGCUUACCUGUUCUCUCAGCUGUCUGCCGGCAACUCCAAGCCGAUAGGCGGUGCGGUGGAGCAGCUGCUGUUCAUGCUGGGCCAGGCUAUACUGUCAAUCCCCAUCAUUGGGGCCCCCAUUGUGAGGUUUGCGGUGCGGACGCAUGUGCGCAACCACGUGAUGAACAGCAAGCGGGAGGUGCCAGUCAAGGUGGUCACGCUCAGCAGCCUCUUUAAGGAAAAGGGCAUCAGGUCAAUUGGGCUGCUCAAGGUCGACACCGAGUGUGCAGACCUGAUCGUGCUGCAGGGCAUCAAGCAGGCCGACUGGGCGAUGAUCCGCCAGGUCGCAAUGGAGGUCCACGAGGAGCGCUUCAAAGAGCCCGUGCUGGCCAUCCUGCAGCAGGCCGGCUUCAAUAAUAUCAAGGUCGAGUCGUCAGAGGUCACCCUGGGGCACGGCGUGUACAAUCUCUGGGCCACACGCGGCUGA